Molecule: messenger RNA, 587 nt
Organism: Sorghum bicolor (sorghum)
Lineage: Eukaryota; Viridiplantae; Streptophyta; Magnoliopsida; Poales; Poaceae
Exons: 2
Coding region: 113-436 (107 amino acids)
Source: RefSeq, a predicted model, not a curated record
CUCACAAGUCACACCUAAACCACACAUCUUUUGCUUUGUCGAAAUUCAAUCAGGAGCUGAAGGAGAGGCCGGGCUUGCUAUUAAAUCAAACCAUAAAACACAAGCUAUAACCAUGGCAAAACUACUCUUGGGUUUGCUCCUUGUCCUUGUCAUUAUAGGGACAACGUCGGCCGAUAACUGUGCUAAAGAUGCGGAAGCCAUGAAGCAAGAGUGCAAGAAGUUCGAGGUGUUCCCCGUGAACCCAAAGUUGCAACCGUCGCCGGCAUGUUGCGCUGUGUGGCAGAGGGCAGACAUCCCAUGCCUAUGCAAAAGGGUCACCCCGGAAGUAGAGAAGGUGUGGUGCAUGGAGAAGGUCGUGUAUGUCGCCAAUUACUGCAAGAAGCCCUUUACACCCGGCUACAAGUGCGGGAGUUAUACGGUUCCUAAAAGCCUCUAAAUAGCUAGAGCGGUUUGGACAUGCAUGGUACUCUAUCCUGAAGCUUGCAUUUGAGAUUUGUAACAUGUGAGAGACUAUGUUGAGAAUAAUGUGUAUCGAGUGCUUUGUAUGAAAAGCGUUGGAGAUUUGAUAAUGUUCGGCUUUUAUCUUA